CUGCGUACCAGACGCUGUCCUCCUGUCCCUGCGUCCGUCCUGCCUCUGUUCCAACUUGCAUGCACAUGCGUGGCUCUUCCGGCCUCAUGUAGCCCGGAUCGUCUGCGAACAGGAUGGGUGGUACGCUACGCUGUGACGUGAAGUCACAACUGUUCUACGCCGUGCGUGCAGCCUGUGUUUUGCUGCUCGCCUUUUCCCUCCCAAACUCCUUUAAAACCAAGCUGCAAAGCCUCCGCCGUGCCGCACCAAGUUUUAAAGGCACGCACCAACCUUUCCUCCAGCCUUCUCCGAACUCCGGCCCACUUCGAGCGCGACUACGGCAAUGGUGACCAGGAGGCUGGCCCUGACCUCCCUCUUCCAUGGCAAGGCAAGGGACACCUCGCCGCCACCGCCUCCUCCCGCUACCGCCAUCGCGGCAGCAUGGUCGUGGCCAUCCAGCAAGAACACGAGCACGCAGCCCGCCCGCGCCGCGCAGCCGGCAGCUGGCUCCAGGACCGUCGCCUCAGUCGUCCUCGACUCCGCCGAGUCCUCCUUCACAGCCUCCUCCGCGCGGCAGGAAUGCUCCGACAGCCUUUCCACGGCGUCCGAGGCGUCGGCGCCGGUGGUAGCGGGCGACGACGCGGCGGACGACGCCAUCGUGCGGGGGAUCCGCUCAGACCGGCUCCUCUUCGACCCAGGCGCGUCGUCCACGAGUUCCAUCCUCGAGGAGAAGUCGGCGUGCGCUUGCGGCGGCGACGAGGCGUUCGGCGGCGGCGUGGCGGUCGCUUUCGAGUCGGCGGACCCGUACGCGGACUUCCGGGCGUCCAUGGAGGAGAUGGUGGCCGCGCACGGCGUCGGCGACUGGGGCUGGCUCGAGGAGAUGCUGGGGUGGUACCUGCGCGCCAACGACCAGGACACGCACUGCGCCAUCGUGUCGGCGUUCAUCGACGUCGUCGUCGCCAUCGCCGACCCGGCUCGCGAGGCGUGCUCUUCCCGGAGCUCCUCUUGCACGUUCGCGGCGGGAGAGUUGGAGGUCGUCGCGGACAAGGGUAAACCAGCUGCUGGGGUACUCACCGUGUGAUGAGCUCUCGCCCUUGGAUUAUCUUUAUCUGAAGUAACCUUCGUGGUUUAUUUGGCUGAUGUGUAUGUGAUCUCAUCGAGCUAAGAUGGUAGAGUUCUGAUGUUCUAUAGGGAGAGUAUUAGGUUACUAGCUAGUCGAUGGUCAACCUAUGUUGACUGAUGUGCUACUCAGAUUAACACUUUGCGUAACCUAAAAUCUGCGAAGGGCUCAAUGCAUACUGUAUGCAUGAAUUUUGAGAA
Molecule: messenger RNA, 1299 nt
Organism: Setaria italica (foxtail millet)
Lineage: Eukaryota; Viridiplantae; Streptophyta; Magnoliopsida; Poales; Poaceae
Product: transcription repressor OFP13
Exons: 1
Coding region: 323-1060 (245 amino acids)
Biological process (GO): negative regulation of DNA-templated transcription
Source: RefSeq, a predicted model, not a curated record